Molecule: messenger RNA, 2088 nt
Organism: Nerophis lumbriciformis (worm pipefish)
Lineage: Eukaryota; Metazoa; Chordata; Actinopteri; Syngnathiformes; Syngnathidae
Source: RefSeq, a predicted model, not a curated record
AUGUCGGACGCCCCCGAGGCCGCCCCCCCAAGUCCCCCCACCUACACCAACCCGCCUCCGCCGGAGGUGACCAACCCCACUAAGCCCGGCAGGAAGACCAACCAGUUGCAGUACAUGCAGAACGUGGUGGUGAAGACGCUGUGGAAGCAUCAGUUCGCGUGGCCUUUCUACCAGCCUGUGGACGCCAUAAAGCUGUGCCUGGCGGACUACCAUAAGGUGAUCAAGAACCCAAUGGACAUGGGCACCAUCAAGAAACGUCUAGAGAAUAAUUACUACUGGAGCGCCAGUGAGGCCAUGCAAGACUUCAACACCAUGUUCACCAACUGCUACAUCUACAACAAGCCGACGGACGACAUCGUGCUGAUGGCGCAGGCGUUGGAGAAGAUCUUCCUUCAGAAGGUGGCUCAGAUGCCUCAGGAGGAAGUGGCUCUGCUCCCGCCCACACCCAAAGGCAAGAACAAGAACAAACCUCUUCCAGCCGCCGCUGCCACCACAGUGAGUCAGCAGGCGGAGUCUUUGGCGUCGCCCCCCGCGUCCUACCCCUCGCCUUCUCAGACGGCUGUCAUUUCCGCCACGCCCGCCAACGUCCAGGCCGCACCCCCAGCGCCACAGCCGCCGGCCGCCAUGAUGCCGUCCGCGCAGCCAGUCGUCAAGAAGAAGGGCGUGAAGCGGAAAGCCGACACCACCACGCCCACUACGUCGGCCAUCUCGGCGGGCCGCGCUGACUCUCCUGGCGCGCAGGACACCAAACCUGCCAAGUUGGCCUCGGCCCGCCGCGAAGCCGCCGCGCGCCCCGCCAAAGCACGGCGGGAGACGACCGAGGAGACAGCGGGAGGCGACGCAAGCAGCGCCCCGGCUAGCACCGGGGCGGGUAGCGCCGGCGGCAGAAAGGCGGGAAAGCUGGGAGAGCAGAUGAAACACUGCGACGCCAUCUUGAAGGAGAUGCUGUCCAAAAAACACGCCGCCUACGCCUGGCCCUUUUACAAACCCGUGGACGCAGAGGCGCUGGAGCUGCACGACUACCACGACAUCAUCAAGCACCCAAUGGACCUCAGUACCGUCAGGAAAAAGAUGGACAAAGGCGAGUACUGCGACCCUCAGAGCUUCGCCACAGACGUCAGGUUAAUGUUCUCCAACUGCUACAAGUACAACCCUCCUGACCAUGAGGUGGUGGCCAUGGCACGCAAGCUGCAGGACGUGUUCGAGAUGCGCUUCGCCAAGAUCCCAGACGAAGGCGUGGAGGCGUCGGCGCCGUCCACCACGCCAUUGGUUAGUAAAAGCACGGCCUCGUCCGACAGCAGCAACAACUCCUCCUCAGACGAGUCGUCCGACUCGGAGGAGGAGCGCGCCACGCGAUUGGCUGAGCUACAGGAGCAGGUUGGUGCUGCCGGCCAGUCCCAGCUGAAGGCUGUGCACGAGCAGCUGGCCGUCCUGUCGCAGGCGCCCGUCAGCAAGCCCAAGAAGAAAAAGGAGAAGAAGGACAAGGACAAGAAGAAGGACAAAGGGGACAAGGCCGCGCCCGCCGUCGCCAAGCCCAAGCCCGAGGAUGAGAAGAAGCCCAAGGCCGCCGCCCAGCAGCCCAAGGCCGCAAAUCAGAAGAAAGCGCCGGCGCGUAAAGCCAACAGCACCGUCGCUGCCGCCACCACUGCCGGCAGACAAGGCAAGAAGGGCGGCAAGGGGGCGUCGGCGGGUGGCUCGGCCAACGGCGAAGACAGCGGAGCGGCCGACGAGUCAUCCUCGCUGCCCAUGUCGUACGACGAGAAGCGGCAGCUGAGCCUGGACAUCAACCGGCUGCCCGGGGAGAAGUUGGGCCGCGUGGUGCACAUCAUCCAGUCCCGGGAGCCCUCUCUCAGAGACUCCAACCCCGACGAGAUCGAGAUAGACUUCGAGACCCUCAAGCCGUCCACGCUCAGAGAACUAGAGCGCUACGUCAAAUCCUGCCUGCAGAAGAAACAACGCAAGCUCCUGCAGAAGCAAGCCGGAGGCGGGGGCUCAGGAGGAGGGGCCAGCCGUUUGAGCGGCAGCUCGUCGUCUUCGUCCGACGACAGCUCCUCGACGGGAACGUCCUCGUCCUCAGAUACAGACUGA